GAGUUGUCUCGUGUGUCUUGAGUGAUUAGGGGCUGGCGGCGCACGCCAGGCUCAACUAUUGUACGCGGCGGCGCUUCAUGUCCUUUGAAAGGCGGCCCAGGCUGUAACCGGCAAAGGAUGGCUCUGGCCGCUCCGGACUGUUGUCAGAAAAGCCCGCCAUACCCCCUUCUUUUGCUAGUCAGGGUGGCAAAGAAAAAACAAAGGAGCCCGCGUUCUUCAACUAUCCUAGGUGUCAUCUUAAAGCACCACAUAUCCCUCCUGCAUGCUACUGUGUCUCCAAACAGGGUUCAACAUUGUGUGAUGAGCACACACCAGACAUCAUGAGGUCUUUAGUAUCUCUCACCUUCAUGGUGUCUACGUUCCUAGUCAUAGUGAUGCCUUUUGCUGAAGCCCAGAAAGUCAACAACAUAACGGAUGCUGUGUCAAAGCUCCCUACCUGCGCUGCUACCUGUAUACUAUCGGCAAUCAAAGACUCACCAUGUGGGUUGACAAACACGACCUGUAUCUGUUCUGAUUCGCAAUUUGAAACCACGACUGAGAGCUGUGUAACAUCUACCUGCAACGCCAAAGAUGCCCUUAAUACCAAAGGUGUCUUCAUGGCCACCUGUGGCAACCCAGUGAGGGAUCGCAGCCCAACUUAUGCUCUGCUUACCUGGGUGGUCCUGGGCCUUAGCACCUCAGUGGUAGCUGCUCGCUUGGCGUACAAGCUCUUCUCGUCGGCAGAGAUUGGACUUGACGACUUGUUCACCUUUCUCGCCUACCUCGCUGUUGUUCCGUCCUUCGUCAUCAAUCUAGCCGGUCUCAUCCCCGCCGGCCUUGGCAAAGACAUAUGGACCCUUACGGCAAGCCAAAUUAGGGAUUUCGGCUUCUGGUUUUAUGUUGUAGAGCCCUUGUACUUCGUCCAGAUGGGCCUUGUCAAGAUGGCACUCUUGUGCUUCUACAUGCGCAUCUUCGACCGUACGGUUAUUGGAAAGAUCCUGUGGGGCACGGUAGCCUUCAACGCUAUCAACACGUUCGUCUUCACCAUAGCUAGCAUCUUUCAGUGUACCCCCAUAUCAUACUAUUGGACAAAGUGGAGUGGCGAGAGUCAGGGUAGUUGCAUCGACAUCAACGGGCUCGCCUGGGCAUAUGCUAUUAUCGGUAUUGCCCUGGAUAUUUGGAUGCUCUACCUAUCUCUAUCAAUGAUCCGGACCCUCCACCUUCAUUGGGGGAAAAAGCUAGCUGUUGCGCUGAUGUUCUUUGUCGGUGCCCUCGUCACAAUCAUCAGUAUACUAAGACUCCAGUCGCUGGUUCGCUUCGCAAAAUCUAUGAACCCAACAUGGGAUCAGUACGAUAUCGCCUUCUGGACAUCCAUCGAAGUACCUAUUGGCAUAAUUUGCUGCUGCAUGCCAACCAUUCGCCUUAUCCUUAUCAAGGCGUUCCCAACGUUUUGCCGAAAGCUCGACCGGCACUAUAGUUUGGACAAACAUAUCGAUCCCUCAAACAAAGUAAACCAGAACCCGGCUCGCAGCCUGACACUUCGCGGUGCUGCUCCUAAUUCCUUGACUACCAAGCUUCUACCCGUUCUACAGGACACCAAAAGCAUGACGGCCACUCAACCUCUCUCUCUCAAGACUUACGACUUUUUGAGUUCGCAGGGAACGAAAGACCUUGAGACUGGGAGCGUCAAAGAUUGCAACUCGCCAACAUCACACUCUUCCAGCGCGGUUUCUUAUCAUGAAGGUUCAGGUCAGAGGUAUCCAGAGGCCAUUAAAAGCAACAGUUGCCAAGAUACCUAGUCAAUGUGCUAUGGUACAUAGUUGAAACCCCCAUAUAUAAAUCUGUUUACGUCGUCGAGUACUAGGAGCACCUGCUGUGGCACUUGGAGCUGCAACACUCUGAUGCCCCUUAUUUCAUAUACAAAGACCGUAC
Messenger RNA from Colletotrichum navitas, 1911 nucleotides. RefSeq lists its product as uncharacterized. The coding region runs from base 321 to 1778 and encodes 485 amino acids. The transcript is spliced from 4 exons. Lineage: Eukaryota; Fungi; Ascomycota; Sordariomycetes; Glomerellales; Glomerellaceae. The record is from RefSeq and is a predicted model, not a curated record.